AUGUCUAAGACCCAUUGCUUUCCCGAAACGAUCCCGAAUUGCCCGCGGCAAUGCGGCGAGGCUCGUUGCGUGUGCAAGGCUGGCUUCGUCCGACAAUCGAACGAUGAGAACAAAUGCGUGCCGUUCGACUUUUGCUCGGCCGAGGAAGAACCCCAAUGCUCGGCGAACGCCACCUAUGCGAAAUGUGGAACUGCUUGUGAGCCGAGUUGCGAAAACAUGUACGACACGUCACCUUGUCCGGCUUCUUGUGAGACCCCAGCCUGCACUUGUUCGGACAACUACGUGCGCUACAAGGGUGGCUGCAUCUAUUGGGGCGAUUGUCCAAAUCUCGAGGACCAUCUCGCUUUCGAUGAAGCCCAACCGACCGCCAAAUCCGAAGCCGCUUCAGCUGCUGUGACUCUGAAAACGACGACCACAGAGGCCCCAAAAGCGGAAAGCUUUGGAAAAACAACACCACUCUUGAAACCAGCACAAACGGUGUGUCCAGUCAACGAGACGAUGACUGAAUGCGGACAAGUUUGCGAGGCGAAUUGUGUCACCAUUUUCACUCGAACGGCUUGCGACAAGUGCGGUGACCCGGAGUGUGCCUGCAUUCAGGGAUAUGCCCGCUCCAACGGUGUUUGCGUUUACUGGGGAGAUUGCCCAAGGCAGACACAGAAAUCGACGCCCCGAUUCCCCAAGACUACCACGAUAAUCCCAGCUAAACAAGCGGAGCAAAAGGAGCCAAAGAAGUUUGUCAGCGACGACUUGUCAACUGAUAAUGAGAAAUGUUAUGGAGAUUGGAGAUACCCAGAUGGAUGCAAGGAUUGCGAUUACAAGCUUUCCUGGAACUAUGUUGAUGAAUCGGAUGAAAUCGAAUUUUCGUUGGAAACAAAGGCUCCGCAAAACUGGUGGACUGGAGUUGGCUUCAGUCCGCAAGGAAGCAUGGCCGACGCCGACAUGAUCAUCAUCAAAUCGUUCAACGGGAAACUCUCACUUUUGGACAUGUACUCAGCUUCGUACUCCGUGCCAACCCUCGACGCUUCACAGGACGCUUACUCUGAAACGGUGAUCGGCACACAUGCAAACGGUGUGCUGCGUGCGCAAUUCACCCGCAAGCGCAACACCGGCGACACAAAAGGCGAUCACAUCUUCUCCGACACUCAAUGCCAUAACUUUUUGUUCCCAGUGGAAGGCGGGAAAUUGGAUGAGAACGGAAACAUCACCAUUCACACGGCCACUCCGUUCGUUUCGGGCGACAAGAUCUGUGUGAGCAGUUGCAUCAGUGAAGAGGAAGAGAAACCGGCUAAAGUCACGGACACCUGCGAGACCGAGUACCGUUACCCGCCAUCAUGCGUCGAAUCGGCGUGCGACUACAUUGCCCGCUGGAAUUACGAUGCUCAGAGACAAGAUGUGAAAUUUGAGAUCUCCUCAAAGGAUUUGGGUCGCUGGACAGGCAUCGGCUUCUCACGGGACGGGAAAAUGGCCAACGCCGACAUUUACACGGGAUGGGUUUACGAGGGAAAAGCCUAUGUGACGGACCGGUACGCCUACGGGAGACAACUCCCAGCAAUCGACCCGGCUGAUCGAAGUGAUAUCUAUGAGGUCGAGGGAAAACUCUUCGAAGAGAUGCAAACGAUCUCCUUCCGGCGGAAAGUCGUUCCAAAAGAUACGAUCACCGAUUUGCCACUCGAUCAGUGCUACUACUUCUUGUUCCCCGUUGGAGGAGGACGAGUACUUGCCCGAAAAUCCCAGGACUUCUCCAAUCCCCGAACCCCGAUCGGUUUCCACGAUCAAGAGACGCCAAAGGUUUCAAAGACGAAAAUCUGUCUAUGCCGAGACGGGAAACCGCUGAAAUCGAGUGAACCGCAUCAAGUGAGAGUGAGAAGACAAGCACUGCAACAACAACAGCAACAGCAACAGCAAAGCACUGUAAGCGCAAUGGCGUGCACGGACAUGGUCGUUGGAUCUGUGUUCGAUGGACGGGGAAGAGUCAGGGAUAUGUACUCGCCGAGCAAGGCGUCUCCUCGAAUGGAUUCUUUCUUCGCUGGAGAGGAUGAUUUGAGUGGAGCUGCUGCUUAUAGUGAGGACGGAGUGACAACGAUUGUUUUCAGGAAAAAGCUCAACUCCAACGAUCCAGCCGAUCACCCAAUUUUGCCCGGCCCAAUGACCGUCAUCUGGGCGAAAGGAGCCGACUCAGAGAGAUACCAGCACACCACCGGCGGAGAGCCGAUCAAGGCCGAUCCAGCCUUCUUCGGCACGGAUCUUUUCAAGUAUCACGGGAAGAAUCGACGAGGAGUGUUGACCAUCGAUUUCUUUGAGGACUCAAAGAGCUCUGUGUCGAAAACCACAGUAACCCAAGCAGAAACCAGCACCUCCAUACGCCCACUUCCCAACAUUCCGGAUGCUCCGACGAAUGAGCCAGACGGUUUCCCCUCGUGUUCCGGGCGCUUCUCUUACCCACGUGGAUGUGAAAAAUUGGAUUGUCCAUACGUUGUUGAAUGGAGUUCCGAUGGAGUUGAGAUCACUUUCCAUUUGGAGGCAAAAGUGGAGGACAGAAAGUGGACGGCUGUCGGUUUCUCGAGGGAUGGUGGAAUGGCCAACUCCGAUGUGGUGGUCGUUUCGGUGGAAAGAGGCGAGAUCUCCGUUGUCGAUCAAUUCAUGCCCAACUACGGCCGACCGGCGAUCGACGAGCAACAAGAUGUUUAUGAUAUUGAAACCGCCUACAAAUCCGGCCGGGUCUCGGCGAAUUUCAGCAGACGUUUGGCCACAAAGGAUAUGAACGAUGUCUCCUUGGAUGAAUGUCAAUUUUUCCUUUUCACGCCAACUGGCGGCGAUUUGGACGGAAAUGGAGAGAUUUUGAAACACCAAGACACCCCGACGAGCAGCCAGACCAAGAUCUGUCUCUCGAUGUGCAAUCGGCACACGACUUUGUCUACUUUGGCGGUGCCAGUCCAAACGAAACCCUCGCCAACAACGCAAAAGCCGAAAACGACCACGGAAAGCAAUGACGAGUCUAUGGAAUACGAAGAUGAAGACGAAUCUGAAGAGAAAACGACACAGAGAACCACUCAAAAAGUCCCGUCAACGAUUCCCGGAAAAAGACUCGAGACAACGAGAAAACCAGCCAAAACUCUCCCGCCAAUUGUCACCCAAAUGGAGGACGCGACGAAGCGAUAUUCGUUGCGUGUCCGAAUUCUCAACAGAGAAUGGUCUCCCGCAUUGGCCGAUCCCCAAUCCGAGCACUAUCGCUCGUUCACCAAAGAGGUCUCCGAAGCGAUCAACAACUUGUUGGCGAAGAAAUGGCAAGGAAUGCGCGUCUCGAAGAUCGUCGAUUACACAAAAGGAAGUGUCAUUGCUGAGUUUGAGGUUGACUCAAAUGGUUCACCGCCGCCAAUGGUCCGCGAGCUGGCCAUUUACUUGGAGGGAGCUGCGUUGCGGGGAGAAAUCGAAGGAUUUUCCGUUGAGCCGACAACGGUGAAAGUGAAGGAAAUGAUUAUCCCCGAGAAACCCAAAGAAGAGAAACCGAUGAACGAGAGCAUUGACAAUUUGUUGCAAGGAAUCAGUGUCGAUCCAGAGCUGUUGCGCAACGUGAUCGUCAUCUCGAUCGCUGCUUUGGUUCUUCUUUUGGCGGUGAUCUGUUGCUGUUGCAUCAUGUGCCGAAUUCGGAAAACCCGCAACAAUUUCAGCCCAAUGCGCUCAUCCGAUUCGAUGGAGGCCAAAUCCUACUCGGAUAUCCCAUACAAAGCGGACUCCUACCCGCUGCCCUAUCCCGCCUCGUAUGGACCCUAUGGAACACUGCAACCGAAACACCCGAAAUCACAAAUGAUGAACGGCUUCGAGAACAAGGCUUUCCAGGGACCGAAUGGCACACAUCAGAGGCAUUUUAGUCAGGCAACAACCGCCUCGAACAAGGGCGAAUCGUCAUCGCCGGCUCCAUCCGGAAACGGCCACGAGGGAAUGCCCGAUGGAAUGGGUGAAACGACAUAUCACGAAUGGUACAAUAAGGUCGCCUCCCGGCCAGCCGCUCAACACCACGAGGAGGCGAUGCCCCAAUUGACAGCUCCACCCGGUGCCCAACCCAAUCGUCCCCCAUCCACUCAACCCUAUGUCUCUUAUCCGAACGAUCCAUCGGCUUUCUAUACGCUCGGCGGUGAGCACAGGCAAAGGAGGAAUCCGUUG
This is a messenger RNA of Mesorhabditis belari, 4161 nucleotides long. Lineage: Eukaryota; Metazoa; Nematoda; Chromadorea; Rhabditida; Rhabditidae. The record is from the annotation of a GenBank genome assembly.